Racocetra persica is the source of this 471-nucleotide messenger RNA. Lineage: Eukaryota; Fungi; Glomeromycota; Glomeromycetes; Diversisporales; Gigasporaceae. The record is from the annotation of a GenBank genome assembly.
CCAGCCGAAUUACCAUUUGCUACAUUAAAGAAAGCAUAUGAUAAAGAGUGUGAGAGGUUUCGAACUAACAACAAUGGUAAAGUUGUAACAAAGUAUACGUUCGCUAAAUUAUUAGGACCAUCCUAUAUUGCAGCCUAUACGCCUACCGCAAUAUGCAAUGCCUUCAAGACCACUGGAAUUUGGCCAUUAAACCCUAGUGCAAUUGGUCCUGAUCGUCUAGAUCCUUCAUUACGUACCAAUAUUCCACAAUUAGCUCCAACUUAUACACGCCUCACCAAAGCAAACCCUACUAAAAAAGAGCUAUUAUCAGAAAUUAGGUUGCUAAAUGAGAGGGUUGAACGAUUGGAAGAAGAACUUGAACCCCUCAAUAACCCUGGUACAAGUCCUUUGUGGAAGAUACUUAAAUAUCCUUUGCGCCCCAACCUACCAACUAAAGAUCCGGAAGAUAACAAGGAGCAAUCUGGAGCCUAA